Molecule: messenger RNA, 797 nt
Organism: Talaromyces proteolyticus
Lineage: Eukaryota; Fungi; Ascomycota; Eurotiomycetes; Eurotiales; Trichocomaceae
Exons: 4
Coding region: 393-797 (134 amino acids)
Biological process (GO): mycotoxin biosynthetic process
Source: RefSeq, a predicted model, not a curated record
AUACCUACCAACGCGUUUCACAAAAGCCUGAGGAAGAAGGCUUUCUGCAAGGCGAUGAGUCCUCAUCAGACUCAUACACGAACUCAGCGCUGGGAUUGAGUUAUCGGAGGCAGCAGCGACUAAUUGUCGCGCAAUGGGCUCUCUUGGCUGCACUCCUGGUGGCCAUCGGAGUUCUUUGGAAAGGUCAAACAGUGCAAGAUUGUCCGUAUAAAAGUAUAGAUGGAACAGUACUAGAUCAUGUCUAUUCACCCGCCGAAAAGGCAAUCAGAUACAAGAACCUCGCCUUCACGCGCAGCAUCAGUCCAGACUUGACUAAAUACCAGGGACCUCCUACUCCAGAGAAUCUAGCAGCCUGGGAGGACCUUUACUCCUUUGGCAUAAGCAGGAUCCCUAUGAGCGAAGCGGCAAAACUGGUGAACAAAACCGUGCCUAUUCCCGAAUACCCAGGAGAAUAUGUUAUACAACUCGACGUAUUCCACCAACUCCACUGUUUGAACAUGAUCCGACUCAAAAUCUGGGCUGGUGAAGGACAUCAAGAUCUUGGCGUUAAUGAGACUACCAUGAUGGAUAUGGGCCAUAUCGAUCAUUGUAUUGACUCCAUGCGACAGAGCUUCAUGUGCUCAUCGGAUAUCUCGCCCAUUACUUGGAAGUGGUACGAGGAGACAAAUAACGCAAGAGGUCUUUUAACCACCCUACAUACCUGUCGUGACUUCGACGCAAUCAAGGAAUGGGCGCUUGACCACGAGGCAAAGACUUUUGACAUACAUACCCAUGUCCAUGAUCCGUUGGAGGACUAG